UAUUAUUUAAAAGUUGGCAAUCUUGUAAUAAUAAAAUGUUUUGACAGUUCAAGAUGGCGGACGCCACUAAAGCUCAGCGAAUUUUGGCUGCGAAAAAGCUGGUAAAGGAGUAUCAAAAGACGAAAAAAUCGAAAAGUACCCCCGGAGAUAGUUUAACAAAUUCAACUCAUAGUUCACUAAAUGAAGCCCCACAUAUUGAUGAAGCCGAUCAAUUUCAAAGUCACAGUUCUUCACCCUUACAACAAUAUUUUAGUGGGGGACAACAUCAAGAACCAACAACAGCAAGUUUUUUCGACAAUAUUCCACAUAAUAAUGUACCAUCACAAGGGAAUCAAGAUUUUUAUAGUUUUGAUCAUGUUAAUUUUAACAAAAAUGUUGAUAAGGAGACAAAUCAAGUGAAUACAAAUGUAUAUUUUCAAUCUGUUGAGGAUUCUUUAAGUUAUGAUGACCCGGAAAUUAAACCCAAUGAGAUUUAUGAUAAUUUACAUAAACAUAAUCAUGUGACUAUUGAAGAUGCAAUCCAAUUAAAUGAUUACUUAAAAAAUGAUAAUCAAGUGGAUGUGGGUGAUGUUAAAGAAGAGAAUGGGAAAGUUGAAGGGAAUAUGGAGAGUUUAAAGCAACUUUCGACUCAAAUUAUUCAAUUAAUUGAUGAUAAUUCAGUUCCGGAUGGUAUUUUGCAAAGUAAUCGUGAGUUAGAAUCAAAGUAUGCAGAAACUUUGACGUUAUUGCAAGAAGAAAAGUUUCGGAAUAAUAAUUUAAUGGAAGAAUUAAAGAUUUAUCGCGAAAAAGUUAAUUAUCUAGAAAAUGAUUUUUAUCAAAAACAACAAAUGCCAUCAGAUGAAAAACAAGGAUUAUUAGAUGAGAUUGAACGUCAUGAACAAACAGUAAAGUUUCUAGUUGCAGAAAAAAGUGAUUUAGAUAAAAUUGUUGCUCAAAGAGACACCGAAUUAAAAGAAAAAUUAACGGAAUGUGGCGAAUUAAACGCUCGAUUAAAAACGUCGAGAUCACGCGUGGCUGAUUUAGAGAGAGAAUUAACCCUUUUAAAAGAAAGCAAGCUUCGAAAUAAUAUUCCUGUUGAGGAAAACGAGAAAUAUGUUGAAACAUUAAAUGAAUGUGCCACUUUAAGAGGUCAAAGGGAUGAGAUGCAACAAGAUAUUUCAGAAUUGCAACAAAAAUUAAAUACAAGUAGCUCAGAAAAUGCUAAAUUAAGGAUGGAAAUUCAAGAGUUAACCUCUCAAUUAUCUUUGCUUAAUAUAAAGCUUCAACAAGUUACUUCGGGGGAUACCCAAAACAAUUUUCAAAUGGAAAAUUUAUCACUUCAACUUCAAGGGUAUGAAAAACAAAAUUUCGAAUUACAAAACAUAAUUAAAAAUUUAUCCAACGAAAAAGAACAAGCUGCCAUUCAAUACCAACAAUAUGUCCAACAAUUAAAUGGACAAUUAAAUAAUUUGUCCCAAAAACUAGAAGAAAAAAUCCGCGAAAAUGAAUCGUUAAUCGGAAGAGAACGCGACCUCACCAAUCAAAUGGUCGAAUUGGAAAUGUUGCUCCAAAAAAUGCAAGAAGAUCAAAAUCAAAUUCAUUCAAAACCACACUCUAACAGUGGAGUCGAAUUAAUCGAAUUACAAGAAUGUUUGAGGAAAAUUGAGGACGAAAAGAAGCUUUUAGAGGAAUCUUAUGUGGAGGUUAAAGGAGAACGGGACGAAGUUUUUAAGGAAUUGGAGCUAAAACGGGAUGAAAUGAUGCAAUUGGAGGAUAUGGUUUCGCAUUUGAGGAAUAAUCAACCUGAUAGCGUUAAAUUAUUAGCUGAAAUGGAAAGCGAUAAAGUCGCCGCGUCUCGAGCUGUUGCACAAAAUGAAGAAUUAAAAAGCCAAUUAACCGAAAUGCAAAAUGCUUUUAUUAAAAUUAGUAACGAAAAAUUAGAAUUGGCUGAACAAUUAAGUAACGCAAAACAUAAAACGAAAGAAGCUGAAGACCAAUUGGGUCAUUUAGAAUCUCAAAUACACACAUUAUCCGAUGCUAUAGCUAUAAAAGAUAAAGAAAUGUAUUCGUUACGAGAAAGCGCAGCGGAAAUGAAUCGAUUUGUGGUCCAACAGAAUCAAUUGGAAGAUAGAUUGAGGCAUUAUGAGGCUCACGAUCAUAGUACACACGCUUUACAACACGAAUUACAACAGUCUUAUAUGAAAUUGCAAACAUUAACAACCGAAAAUAAUAGUCUAAAACUAAAUAUGAAUAAUCUCGAGGGUAAAUUUAAUAAGUUAUUAAUUGAAAAAGAAAGUAAAGUUGAGGAAAAUGAAGAAAAAUCGGAAAAUUCUUCCCAAUCACUUUUAAAUAAAAUUGAAAAUUUAGAAAAAAUUAAUAAAGAAUUAGAAUUAAAACUCUCUACACAAAUUGAUGGGGUAAAUAACACAAAUAUUGAGGGAUUAGAUAACGAAAAUAUUUCCCAAAAAGAUGCAAUGAAACAAUUAGAAAUAAAAUUUACGAAAAUGAUGGAGGAAAUUGCGAAUUUAGAGGAUGAAAAGCAACGAUUAGAACAUUUAGUUUUACAACUUCAAGAUGAAACUGAAACAAUUGGAGAAUAUGUCACGUUAUACCAACAUCAAAGGGGUGUUUUAAAACAAAGAACGUCAGAAAAAGAAGAAGAAAUGCGACAACUUGCCAUUGAUAAAGAACAUAUGAAACAAAAAAUUGAUCAAUUAAAUAAUUUGAUUAAUCGAUUGAUGAUUGAGAGGGAUGAUAUCGCUUUGGACGCGUUACAACACCAAACCGUGGAUAAAUCUCAACUUUGUUUGGAGCACGCUAAAGUUCAUCAAGAAAUGGAAUCGAAAGCGGGUAACAAAGAGUUUAAUAACAACACGAAAACGGCUGAGAAAAUUAUUGAGUUGUUGAGCGAAAUUAAAACGAGCAGUUUGGUUCAAUCGAAUGGUUUAGAAAAUUUUCAUCCUUGCCCAUGGUGUUCUGGUCAACUUAUAACGGUGUAAAAAAAAAAUUAAUUUAAAUACACUCGUUGGGAGUUAUAAAAUUUUAGAGUAACAUUUUGUACUUUUUAAGACCCUUUUUUUUGAGUAUUCAAGUAAUUUGCGUUGGUUGUAAAUAAUGCAUUUGUAAUAUAUUUUUUUAUUGUGUAUAUUAAGAAAAAAAAGGUUAUGAUUUAAGAAGAUAAUGAAGAUUGAUUGUGUUUAUUCAAAUAUAAAGAAGUUGAUGAAUUAAAAUGAAAUAAUUUUAAGUUGUAUUAUAAGGUAAUGAUUAUGCAGAAAGAAAUUUAAUGGAUCGUUUGAUUAU
Onthophagus taurus is the source of this 3279-nucleotide messenger RNA. RefSeq names its product Golgi matrix protein 130 kD. Gene Ontology annotation, cellular component: Golgi cis cisterna; cis-Golgi network; Golgi cisterna membrane. Gene Ontology annotation, biological process: Golgi organization. NCBI's taxonomy places the organism in Eukaryota, Metazoa, Arthropoda, Insecta, Coleoptera, Scarabaeidae. The record is from RefSeq and is a predicted model, not a curated record.